This is a messenger RNA of Angiostrongylus costaricensis, 1461 nucleotides long. Lineage: Eukaryota; Metazoa; Nematoda; Chromadorea; Rhabditida; Metastrongylidae. The record is from the annotation of a GenBank genome assembly.
AUGGUGGUCUCCGUUUGGGCGGAUCCUGCCCAUGUGCGAUACGUUGCUGUUGAACAACAGAUGCAUGUGACACGAGUGCUUCUUUGUUUAGGUCGAUGGAUUAAUGAAGUGACUGCAUAUGAUUCUGUGCGAAAUAUUUUCAAUUCGAUUUUUCCUGGCGUCGAAGCUCGGCUAGCUAAUCCAGAUAAAGUAAUUUGCCAGUCCGGAAUGUUCGUGGGUGAGGCGUUCUCGGUCUGGAUGGGUGGUGAGCGAUUGAAGUUUGACUAUGAAGAGGAUAAUUGGUUGGCUGAAAUGCGCAGAAUUCGCGACGGAGUUUGUUUGCCGCCUGAUAAUACGGAGAUUUGUGAAGAUGUGCCAGCGACUGUUGAACAGGACGAUUAUGUUGUGCCACCUUCCUCUAGCUACGUUUUGGAAUCUCAAUCGGCAGAUAGUGAUGAUGGCGAAGACUUUCCAGCUUAUUAUGUGCCAGACAGUGAACAGAAUUUUGAGGCGCUUCCCGACGGAUCUGAGCCUGAUAAAACGAUGCCUGCUCCGAAUUAUAUACGGGACUGUCUCAAACAGCUUGAUGAAAAGGAGAAGUAUGAAGUGUUUGAAGCAGGAUUUUUUGCUUUAAAUGCGAUGAUUCGAAGGAAGGCGAUCGGGUUUGUUGAUAUUGCCGAUAUCUUGGUAAAGAAACUGGUUUUCCUGGAGGAUAAGUUUUCAACUAAAGAUUUCGAGGUUAUUCGUAUGCAGUGUGUAGUGUCUUGUCUGGUUAUGCGACCUGAAAUCGCUCCAAAGCUCGGAGAUACGGUCUUUUCUCGCAAUUGCACUUUUUUCCAUAGACAUUUGAUUCUGAAGGCCUUCCUAACUGCUGCUAAAGAGUUGGCGCAAUUUUCAAUGGAACCAUCGACUAAGAAUUUUGCUGAAGUCAGUAAGAGCCAAAAGGAAAAGGUUAAUGACUGGAGAGCAAUUGUGGAAGCCAGGAUUCGUUCUAAUACCCGACGGUUUACUACAGCGAAAAAGCCACAAGUACUCACUCCGAAUAAAUUUGCUCCAGUGGCGACCUUGUUCUUCUAUCCUUUACUCGGAACUGAAACUGGAGAACAUUUGGAGUUAAAGGGUCGGGAUUCACCGUUCCUUGCACGGCUGUUGAACUGUGUCAGCGAGCUUCUUCAGCUAGCAGUGAACACACCUAGUGUAGUGAAGAUGGCAACAUCUCUGGCAGACAUCAUUGCGCCACUACGAUUUCACCCGGAGGUGUUCAUUCGUUCGGCAGUUCUCUUUGCGUACUUUUCUAUCACUAUUGCAGUUCCUGAUGAGGUAUUCCCUGACUUCUUCGGUAAUGUAUUGCACGAAUGGAUUGAGUGGGCACUGUUCUGUGCGGAGAACGUCGACGCUUCAGAACAAGAACGAGGUUUUGCUCGUAGUGUUGCCAUGGUACUUUAUCAGAAAACUGCCGGAGUAGAUGCUGUAAUGAACUAG